Molecule: messenger RNA, 519 nt
Organism: Talaromyces proteolyticus
Lineage: Eukaryota; Fungi; Ascomycota; Eurotiomycetes; Eurotiales; Trichocomaceae
Exons: 2
Coding region: 1-519 (172 amino acids)
Source: RefSeq, a predicted model, not a curated record
AUGUCACGACUCCCACGCGCUCCAGCUCAGACUUCGAUCCCAGCCGAUCUUCCCAGAUAUAACGUAUCGCAUUAUGGUACUAGCGAUUGGGGAUAUCGACAUUUGGUCGCGCAUCUGCAAUGGCAAGUGAAUGAACUUCAGCAGCAUUCUUCCUUUUUGGAACAACAACUACAAGUUGCAUAUAAUGCCAAUGCCUGUCUGCAAAAGCAGUUAUAUGUUCAGGAACAAUCAAGAGAGCAUUGUGUAGAAGUGCUUAAAAACCUAGCACGAACGGUUGAUAAAAUUAUGGCCACUGCAUCCUUGGAACUACCACCAGAAUUUCGUCUCGAAGACCUUGUUCCUGAGUUUAUAGCAAGACAAGCCAACGUCAACGACUUUGAGGCACCAAUCGGUGCGCAGAGAAAUGGAGACAGCCAGUGGAAUUAUAUCGAAACCCCAGAGCAAGCAGGAAAGCCCUCGGGUCGGUUUAUGAAUGCAGAAAGUGUAAAGCUUCCUCCGAUUGGGUCGGUGGGCCGAUAG